UUUUAAAGAUUGUUUGUGUUCAUAGAAGAACCUUAGACUCCCCAUCAAAUUCAUCUGCGUUUCUUGUUCCAAAACCUCGUAUACAUUGUUUUCGGCCACACCAGGAUAGGGAUGCGCUUUAUGAAAAAUUAGAUUUUAUUUUUUCUCUAUCUGUAUCAUCAUUGCACGUUGAUUGCAGAUAAUUUGGUUUGUUUCAAGAGGUGGACUACGAAAUAAAAGAAAAGAAUGAUAAAGUAUUUAGUGGUGGCAUUCCUUCUGAUUGUGAGAGUCACAGCACAAAAGCCUCCUAGAAAUCCACCUCCUCCUAAAUGGUUGACACUAAAUGGGCAACAACCUGCAGUGAUAGCAAGGGGAGGGGUCUCAGGUUUAUUUCCUGAAUCAACUAGAAUUGCAUACGACCUCGUGGCACAAGUGAGUGUACCUGAUCCCGUUUACUAUUGUGAUCUACAAUUCACCCAGGAUAGUGUAGGCUUUUGCCAUGCGGAGUUGCAGCUUAACAAUGACACCAAUAUCGUGAACAUCUUUCCUCGAGGUGAAAAAACUUACAAUGUUAACGGAAAAGAUGUUCGAGGGUGGUUUGCUAUAGAUUAUCCAGCUGACGCUAUUUUAUCUAAUGUAACUUCUUUUCAGAAUGUUAUGACUAGACCAAAUGUGUUUGAUGGUCAACAAUUAAUGGUAGCCACAGACUUGCCUACAGUUACAAAAGAGCCUCCAAGCCUAUGGUUUAAUGUUCAGUAUGACAUGUUCUAUAACCAACACAAAAUCAGCCCAGCAGCAUACUUGCAGAAUACAAAACUUGGACGGGUUAGUUAUAUAUCCUCUCCAGAGAUCAACUUUUUAAAAAGCAUGGUAAAUAAAGUCGACAAGGUCCGCACCAAAUUAAUUUUGAGAUUCCUAGAACCACAAGCAGUUGAGCCUACAACAAAUCAGCCUUAUGGUGAAGUAUUGAAAAAUCUGGCAGUCAUAAAGCAAUUUGCUUCGGGUAUACUAGUGCCCAAGACAUACAUAUGGCCAGUUAACAAGGAACAAUAUCUUUUAGCACCUACCACUCUUGUAGCUGAUGCCCAUAGAGAAGGCCUCGAAAUAUAUGCAUCUGAUUUCGCCAAUGAUUUCCCCGGUAGCUAUAACUACAGCUACGAUCCAACUGCUGAGGUUUUGCAAUUUAUCGACAACGAUCAGUUUUCUGUUGAUGGUGUGCUCACAGACUUCCCUUUUACAGCAUCUGCAGCAACCGCAUGCCUAGCGCACCAGAAAAAAGCCACCAAGCGUCCAAAAACCGCUUUGAUCAUUACUCACAAUGGGGCUAGCGGAGACUAUGCAGGGUGCACUGACCUGGCAUAUGAUAAGGCGAUCAGAGAUGGGGCAGACGUAAUUGAUUGUUCAGUCCAAAUGUCAAAGGAUGGUGUAGCAUUCUGCCUUGAUUCAGCUGACCUUUUGGGAGACACUACUGCCAUCACCAGCUUUAUGUCUAGAUCCUCUAACGUCCCUGAAAUCCAGCCCAAAAACGGAAUCUUUUCCUUUGAUCUCACUUGGAGCGAAAUCCAAAGUUUGAAACCACAACUAACGAACCCUCUAUCACAAGACAUGGGAGGUUUACCAAGAAACCCAGCUAACAAGGACAAGGGUCAAUUCUUAACUCUUGCUGACUUUCUUGACUUGGCGAAAGCCAAAGCAGUUCCUGGAAUUCUCGUCAACAUCUUAAAUGCACACUUCCUAGCCUCAAAGAAAGGUCUUGACGUAGUAGGUGCUGUCACCAGUGCUUUAAGCAACGCCACAUUAGAUAAGCAGCCAACACAAGUUAUGAUCCAAUCAGAUGAUACCUCGGUGCUAGCAAAGUUUAAGGAAGUCCCAUCAUUUCGAAGAGUUUAUGCAAUUAGGGACACUAUAGGUGACGCCCCAAAGCCAUCUCUGGAUGAAAUCAAGAAAUUCGCUGAUGCGGUUGAUGUUCGAAGGUCCAGCAUUUUGAAAAGCACAGCCUCUUUCUUCAGCAACUUUACCAGAGUUGUUGAAGAGAUGCAUGCAGCUAAUCUAUCGGUACAUGUCUCCAUUCUGUACAACGAGUACACCACCCUGGCAUUUGAUUUUUUUGAUGAUCCCAUGCUAGAGCUUGCAACAUUUGUCGAGGGAGCCAAGGUUGAUGCAGUGGUCACUGAGUACCCAGCUACAGCAUAUGCCUAUUUCAGAACCCCAUGCUCAGAUCCAGCAUUAGAAAACAUGGACUUCACACUAGCUCCAGCGGAACCAGGGCAACUGCUUUUCUUUGUUGUGCCAGAAGCGCUUCCACCAGCAGGAGCACCAGCACCAACACUUGAUGCAGCGAGUGUUGUGGACCCACCUCUACCUUCAGUUUCUAAGGGGGAAAAUAACACAGCAGGUCAACCACCUGCAGAUGAGAAGAAGAAUUCUAGUGAGAGGAGAACCACCAGUCUGUGUCUCUCCUUUGUCUUAGCAUUGAUCAUGAGCUUGUUUCUUAACAGAAUAUACUUCUUUUAGGAUUUCACAAGGUUGUGUUGUAAAUGUAGUACUCCGCUUUGAGGUCGUUACAAAAAAUUAACUCCCAUUGAUAAUUAUCACACAGCAAACAUCGUAUUGUAACUCUCAUUUUGAUGGACAAAAAUAUUUGAGUGUGAGUGGGAAUUUUCUUUUCUGCU
This is a messenger RNA of Amaranthus tricolor (Joseph's coat), 2651 nucleotides long. RefSeq names its product glycerophosphodiester phosphodiesterase GDPDL6-like. NCBI's taxonomy places the organism in Eukaryota, Viridiplantae, Streptophyta, Magnoliopsida, Caryophyllales, Amaranthaceae. The transcript has 10 exons. The coding region runs from base 226 to 2493 and encodes 755 amino acids. Gene Ontology annotation, biological process: lipid metabolic process. Gene Ontology annotation, molecular function: glycerophosphodiester phosphodiesterase activity. The record is from RefSeq and is a predicted model, not a curated record.